AUGGACCACGCAACAACCACGCAACCGAGCACCUCGAGCCACCACCGGGGCUCGUGGGGCUCUACAUCGUCAGCCUUUUCCAACAUCGAAAUGUCUUUCUCCCACGACAGUUGCUAUGGCUCGGAUGAGGUAUCUGUCACAUCGAAUGGUACCACUCCCGGUCAACUGAACUGUUCAACUGCCACCGCGAAGCAAUCCAUCCGCCCUUUCCUGAAAUCGAUCCUCAAAAAUCCCUCUACCGUCUUUGAGUCCGACGAGGAGUCCGACUCGGAAUCGGGUUAUAGCUCGGAUGAAAUCGACUCGGAUUACGAUGCGCUAUCUGAUGAUGAAGAGGACGAUGAUAUGUCCGACUUCUCAGUCUGGGAUGGCGAAGCAUCUCAAGAAGUUCCUGAAACGCAUGAAGAUCAUACAGAGUUUUUCGAUGAUGCAUUCAUCUCCUUCGAGGAAAAUUCCGUGCGCUUUGCCCCUGAUGUGCAGUACAUUGACAGCACGGAAGUAUCGGAUGACGAAGAUGGUCACCAAAUGACCUGUCAUGAGAUGAUGUUGCUUGCACGUAACACCAGCGGUACCCAAACCCUUCUGGAUCAGCUCGACAAGAUGGACAUUCAAGAUGAAGAGGACGAAGAACAAGAAUGUCACAAAGAGUAUGUUCGCAAACCCGUCACUCAACCAGAGGAGUUCUCGCGGGAUGCUGUCGAUCUUGAUCGCAGUCUCUUCCUCGCUUACAUCAAUGGUAUCCAUGGUGUCACCAACAAGACAUAUGAGAAACAGUAUGAGACCUACCUCCGGUCUCAUGUUGACCACAUUCGCCUCGGCAAGGACACCGAUGGUAUGAAUCUCGACGAUGCCCCUGCGCUUUAUUUUGACACCAUCUCGAGUCAUGUCAUCGGCACUUUCCGCAAUCUUCUCGCCGAUGAUGAGUGGAACGAGUUGAUUUCCCUUCGCGCGGAAGAGCAGGUUGACAAAAAUGGCGCAAACGCGUGUUCGCUCGACUUGGAACACCAUCAAGCCCUCUUGACCAAGAUCGAAAAGUUCCUUCUGGAAAGGCUCAUGGAUGGUCUCGUCGACGUCGCUCCUGAGGAGUUGACGCUCUUUGCUGGUAGCAUCGUAUCUGAGCUCGAUACUAAAACAAUGCCCGCACUGCCUCAAGGCGCUAGUGCAUAA
This is a messenger RNA of Penicillium salamii, 1164 nucleotides long. The record is from the annotation of a GenBank genome assembly. NCBI's taxonomy places the organism in Eukaryota, Fungi, Ascomycota, Eurotiomycetes, Eurotiales, Aspergillaceae.